Messenger RNA from Daucus carota subsp. sativus, 1697 nucleotides. Its product is annotated as cytochrome P450 CYP72A219. Gene Ontology annotation, molecular function: heme binding; iron ion binding; monooxygenase activity. Lineage: Eukaryota; Viridiplantae; Streptophyta; Magnoliopsida; Apiales; Apiaceae. The record is from RefSeq and is a predicted model, not a curated record. The coding region runs from base 96 to 1643 and encodes 515 amino acids. The transcript has 5 exons.
ACGGAGAGAGCAACUAGUUCUUCUUCUAUAUUUGGCGCUUCAUUAGGCCAAGCGAACCAAGUCGCCUGCCUUAAUCACUAGUACUAAAAGUUAAAAUGGAAGGCAUUUCACCAUUACUCUUAGCAAUCUCAGUUGUUGCAUUCACAAGUCUCGCAGCUAUAGCAUUCAAAGUGGUAAAUUGGGUUUGGUUGAGGCCUAAGAAGUAUGAGAAGUACCUAAAUGAACGAGGAUACCAUGCGAAUCCAUACAGGCUUUUACGAGGUGACAUACUUGAGUAUGCAGCCAUGGGUGAGGAGAAUAGGCUCAAGCAGAUCAAAGCGUCUGAUAAUGUCUCCUUCCAUGCUCUACCGUACAUCCAUAGCAUUAUCAAGAAACAUGGUAAAAAAGCAUUUAUUUGGUUUGGACCAACACCAAGCAUACAAAUGACUGAUCCGGAACAUAUCAGGGAGAUUAUGUCCAAGCCUAAUGUAUUUCAUAAGAUGCACCCUGACCCCCUUGCUGAUACAAUCCUUGGCGGACUCCUAAGCUCUGAGGAUCCGAAAUGGUCCAGAGAUAGACGAAUAAUGAGCCCUGCUUUCCACUUGGAAAAGUUAAAGACUAUGCUUCCAGCAAUUCAACAAACUUGUGAUGAGAUGAUCAAGAAAUGGGAAAUGCUAGUCUUGGAGACGGGUUCAGCAGAAUUUGAUGUCUUCCCGAAUCUUCAAGAUCUGUCUGGCGAUGUCAUUUCUCGGACAGCAUUUGGCAGUAAUUACAAAGAAGGAAGAAGAAUCUUUAUCCUCCAGAAGGAACAAAUAGAUCUCUUUCAUCAACUUCUUAAAUUUGUUAUCAUCCCGGGAUGGAGGUAUCUUCCUCUUAAAGCAAACAAGAGGAUGAACACAGUCUGCAAAGAAAUACAUACUCUACUAAGGGGUAUCAUUAGCAAACGGCAGAAGUCAAUGGAAAUGGGUGAAGUUGGAAAUGAUGACUUGUUGGGUAUUCUGUUGAAAUCUAAUUCUGUAGAAAUUAAAGAAAAUGGUAUCGGAAUGGAUAUUGAAGAGGUGAUAAAAGAGUGCAAGCUAUUUUAUUUUGCUGGUUCGGAGACAACCUCAAAUCUGGUUGUUUGGACCUUAAUUAUGCUGAGUAUGCAUCCAGAAUGGCAAGCUCGUGCAAGAGAAGAAGUUGUUCAAGCUUUUGGCAGCAGAACACCUGACUUUGAUGGACUAAAUCAUCUCAAAAUUGUAACUAUGGUUCUACAAGAAGUCCUAAGGUUGUAUCCACCUGUACCUCUUUUUACCCGAUCACUCCCAAAAGAUGCAGAACUAGGUAAAAUUGUUCUUCCGGGUGGAAUAAUAAUUGCAGUUCCAGUAAUCCUGCUUCACCAUGAUCCUGAUAUAUGGGGCAAGGAUUCGCUUGAAUUCAGACCAGAGAGGUUCUCAGAGGGAGUUUCAAGCGCGACAAAGGGCAAAUAUUCUUACAUUCCAUUUGGAGGGGGUCCACGAGUAUGCAUUGGGCAAAACUUUGCAAUGGUUGAAGCCAAAUUGGCACUGACAAUGAUUUUACAACGCUUUCAGUUUCAACUUUCUCCGUCUUAUGUUCAUGCUCCUUUCCCAAUUGUAACUCUGCAACCGCAAUAUGGAGCGCCACUAGUUGUGCAUCAGCUCUAGCACGGUUCUCAGCAGCUCAUUCAUUAAUAUUAAAUGUGUUUCAGUGCGCUGUAA